Molecule: messenger RNA, 753 nt
Organism: Penicillium argentinense
Lineage: Eukaryota; Fungi; Ascomycota; Eurotiomycetes; Eurotiales; Aspergillaceae
Gene: xgeA
Product: putative endoglucanase
Exons: 2
Coding region: 1-753 (250 amino acids)
Biological process (GO): polysaccharide catabolic process
Molecular function (GO): cellulase activity
Source: RefSeq, a predicted model, not a curated record
AUGAAGUCAUUCAUUGCCCCCCUCUCCCUCCUCUCGCUCGCUCUGUCCGGCCUCAGUACCGCGGCCACCAUCCCCACAAAGUCCCUCACCAAACGCUCCGACUUCUGUGACCAGUGGGGCUCCAUCCAGACCGGCAGCUAUAUACUGUACAAUAACCUCUGGGGCCAGAGCUACGACACCUCUGGCACACAGUGCACCGGUGUCGACUCGCUGAGCGGCUCCAACAUCGCCUGGCACUCGUCGUGGUCCUGGUCAGGUUCAUCCAGCCAGGUGAAGAGCUUUGCCAAUGUGGCCCUGCAGUUUACGGCCAAGCAGCUGAGUGCUGUUAGCAGCAUUAAGUCUGCUUUCAAGUGGAGUUCCUCCACCACCGACGUCGUCGCCGACGUCGCCUACGAUAUGUUCCUCAGCUCGACCGCUGACGGAGACAACGAGUACGAGAUCAUGGUCUGGCUCGCGGCGCUGGGCGGUGCCGGCCCCAUCUCCUCGACUGGCUCGGCCAUCGCGACCACCACCAUCAACGGAGUCAGCUGGAACUUGUACGAGGGCAAGAACGGCGAUAUGACUGUGUACAGCUUCGUCGCUUCGUCGACCGUCAACAGCUUCUCGGGUGAUAUGCUUGAGUUCUUCACCUACCUCGAGAACAACCAGGGUCUCAGCAAGAGCUUGUAUCUGGUUGAUGUACAGGCUGGUACCGAGCCGUUUACCGGCACGGCCAAGCUGACUGUUUCUUCUUACUCUGCUGUUGUUGCGUAA